UAAAGUAUACUUUCAUUUUCAGUCUUGCAUUACCACGAGUUAGAAGGACCAUGGCUGAACAAAAAAAGGAUCUAUGGGAUGUGUUAAAGACUUCAGCCAAGAAAAUAGUUAAAGGUGUUUGUGAUGAUUUAAUUGAGCAAGAGGUUUUCAAUAAAAAUGAAAUAAAGAAUAUGGGCAAACAAUUAUCAUCAGUCAAGGACAAGAGUGAAGACUUGCUUAAGGUUGUCACUCAUAAAAGUAGCCAAAUUGGUGAAAUUAUUGCGAAAAGAGUAUUGACAUCUGCAAGACAACUGCAAUCUGGAACUCAAAGAGCAGAUGAAAAUUUGGAGCCAACAGAAAAUGAAGGGAUGUCCCAGGCAGUGACUUCCCUCUUAUCAGCACCUCCAGCUAUCCAGGCUGCUGAAUACCUUAACAAGGUCAAACUAAGUCCUACGGAAUUCUACUAUGAACUGAGUGAAGCAAAGAGGGAAGAGAUAUAUUCGGUUAUGGAAAAAGGAUCCCGAACACGCCUAGCCCUCAUCAUAUGUAACACUCAAUUUGACCACCUCAAUGAGCUAAAUAAGGCUCAGUUUGACAUUGAGAGAAUGAAGGAGCUACUUCAGGACCUGGGAUAUAGUGUAGAAGUCAAAAAAGAACUUUCAUCAGUGGACAUGGAGUCAGUGUUGAAGCAGUUUGCUGCCCGCCCAGAACACCAGUCCUCAGACAGCACCUUCCUCGUAUUCAUGUCUUAUGGCACCACUGCUGGUAUUUGUGGAAUAAAACAUAAACAGCUAGAACCAGAUGUCCUGGCCAAUGAUACUAUCUUUAGAAUUUUCAAUAAUAGUAACUGUUCCAGAUUGAGACAUAAACCAAAGAUUAUCGUUAUCCAGGAAUGCCAAGAAGGGAUAAUUUCAGAACAAGGUGCAAUGGCAGCUUCUGCAGAAAGCUAUAACCAAUCUUCCAGCAAUGACCCAAAGGGCUUUGAGAAGGAUGCUGCUAGAAAAGAGCAUGUGGAGAAGGAUUUCAUUUGUUUUCACUCUGUAACUCCAAAUGACAUUUCCUUGGAAGAUAAUCAAGAAAGUUCCCUCUUCGUCACCCUACUCACUGAUUGCUUCCAACAAUAUUCCUGGUGCUGUCAUGUGGAAGAUCUUUUCAAGAAGGUCCAGAAAUCAUUUGCAACAUCACAAGUCCCUAUCCAGAUGCCCACCAUUGAAAGGCAAUCCAUGACAAGAUACUUUUACCUUUUCCCAGGAAUUUGAAACUAUGCAGUAAUACCAGCCAUUUUAAAACAAAGGUAAAUGGUUCCAAGGGAUUAGAAGCAAGACUUUCCUUCUCAAGAUUGAUAAAAGGAGUUCUGGUGAACACAGAGAAAAGUUGGUGGAGGAUAAACUACUCUGCUAGUUGGGAUAUUACAAUUUCUUGCAUGUGGGAUUUGAUGACAGUCUGAGUAACCUCAAACUUGUUUUAUUUUACAUGGGUCAUUACAUGCAUAGGUAAAGACAAGUUCAACAUUAACCCAAUUAGAGCAGACAUAUGAUUUUG
Messenger RNA from Gracilinanus agilis (Agile Gracile Mouse Opossum), 1521 nucleotides. Its product is annotated as caspase-13-like. The coding region runs from base 51 to 1238 and encodes 395 amino acids. Gene Ontology annotation, molecular function: cysteine-type endopeptidase activity. The transcript is spliced from 9 exons. The record is from RefSeq and is a predicted model, not a curated record. Gene Ontology annotation, biological process: regulation of apoptotic process; proteolysis. NCBI's taxonomy places the organism in Eukaryota, Metazoa, Chordata, Mammalia, Didelphimorphia, Didelphidae.